This is a messenger RNA of Carassius auratus (goldfish), 1395 nucleotides long. RefSeq lists its product as uncharacterized. Bases 92 to 964 code for a protein of 290 amino acids. Gene Ontology annotation, cellular component: extracellular region. Gene Ontology annotation, biological process: cell surface receptor signaling pathway; positive regulation of tyrosine phosphorylation of STAT protein. The transcript is spliced from 5 exons. The record is from RefSeq and is a predicted model, not a curated record. Lineage: Eukaryota; Metazoa; Chordata; Actinopteri; Cypriniformes; Cyprinidae. Gene Ontology annotation, molecular function: cytokine activity.
GAAGAAGCGAAUAUAAGGUGAUAUCUCAAGUGCAUUAUCAUCUCAAAUCACUGCUGUCGACUGAGCAAUCAGACCUAAUUAUCAAACAGAGAUGUUUCGGUGGUGUCCGUCUCCUCUAUGCACCCUUAUCUUCAUCCUCAUUUGUAUGGUGUCCACAAACUCCUCUUCUCCUAUUGGCCACAGGAAGUCGCUGUCCUUCUCCAAUUCAUUGCGCCUCACACGCACUGUUCGGGCGCGCGUCCAACAACUGCUGUCCCGCUAUAAACAACAGCUGUUUGGUGACGAGCUCUUCGAAUACAGAGAUAUGAAGCUGAGUUCACUUCCUGCAGUGACUGUCAGUUAUCAGACCUGGCUAAACAUGCAGGACACAGAGCGUUUGCGUUUGGCCUCUAACAACCUCCAAAGUUUCUGGACUCACCUGGAAAUUCAGCGUCAGCAGCUGGAGAGAGAGAGGGAUGCGAUGAAGGAAAGAAGAGGCAAAAGAGGGAAGCCCCAGUCCAGCUUGCGCCAAAAAUUUGUUAGUCUGCAAAUAGAUCUGCGAGACCUAAUGAAACAAGUCAGCUCUCAGUUGAACAGUCUGAGUACCACUGAAUCUACAAAAACCCCACUUCUCCAUCCCCUGCACGCAACUUCAUCUUCCGGUCCGCUUCCCAGCAUGCAUCAUUCCACAGAGAGGCCCACUGUACUCCAGACCCCAACAGGGACAGAUAAUCAUCGCAGCUCUGCACACUCCUCUACACAAUCUACUACAGUGAUGGAGAGGACCUCUCUCAGCCUCCCACAGCCCACCCUGGCCUCAGAAGGCUUUAUUUUUACGGGAAGAUCAGUGGACACCCAGCAGACAACAACAGCAGAGACGUCCCGCUGGAUUCAGCAUCUGAAAGGGUAUGUGAUACUGAGAGAUCUGGAACGCUACUUGAGAAGAUUGGCGCGAGAUUAUGCUGUGCUCCAAGCCAAAUACUGACAAACAUGCAAGUAAAUCAACAAAGCCAGAAAAAAGAGAAAAAAACCAAGUAUUGCACAAAUAUUACACAGAAAAAAUUAUAAAACAAAACCAAGAAAAGACAUAAUUGAAUGCACUAACAUUCAUAUCCAUAAACAUUCUCAUGUCAGUUUCUGUUUACCUUGUUUUUUUAUUAUUUUAUUUAUGAAAAUAAUUUAUUACGAUUUUUGUAUUUACUGUAUGUUUACAAGUAACUGAACUCAUACUUGCCGCACUUUUAACUGCAUUUCUGUAUUUUAUAUUUAAGUAUUUCGAGUAUUUGCAAUGUAUUUGAUAAGUUUCAGAGGUCGAGUAUAUAAGCAGGCAGCUAGUGUGGGUUAUCAUGAGAUUGUCAAACAGUGUUAUUGAACCAUUAAGUAUUUUUUAGAUAAUACAAUUAUUAUACCUGAAUG